Messenger RNA from Linepithema humile (Argentine ant), 6962 nucleotides. RefSeq names its product Synaptotagmin 4 (gene Syt4). The record is from RefSeq and is a predicted model, not a curated record. Gene Ontology annotation, molecular function: calcium ion binding; phosphatidylserine binding; clathrin binding. Lineage: Eukaryota; Metazoa; Arthropoda; Insecta; Hymenoptera; Formicidae. Gene Ontology annotation, cellular component: axon; exocytic vesicle; plasma membrane. Gene Ontology annotation, biological process: calcium ion-regulated exocytosis of neurotransmitter; regulation of calcium ion-dependent exocytosis; vesicle fusion.
UAUUAAACAAAUUACUUUUAUAAUUAGUUUUUCUAUCUAAAUGCUUACACUCGAUUGGUCUAGAAGUGUAUCAGAAAAUUUACAUACAUAUGUUCAAACAUCAUUGGAAAAGAAAAGGUCGACUAAAAAUAGUUAUACAAAGUUUAAUUCUAAGUUUAGCCCUUUUCAUUUUGUACCAUUUUUGUUACCUUCUUAUAUUUUCAUCUCCACGAAGGACCGGCGGGAAUACGAUCGAAACGCAGCGAGGACGACACAUCGAUUUACACUCGGCGAGUGCAUUUGUCAUUAUAAUUCAAUUUCAAGAAUUUCUAUGAAACUUUACUCAACAGAAUUUUAGCAUCGUGAUGUUAAACAAUAAUUACAAAAUCCUGGUUUCAAUGUGCGAUUGCUUUACAAUUUGAAGCACAUUAAUUCUAAUGUAUUAAAUAUAUGAAUUUGUAAAAUAUGAAUUUUAUUUUUGUAAUCAAGUUUCGAAGAAUGUAAACAUUUACUUCCAUUUCGCGAAUCAAUAUUGUCAUUCUGCAUGACGUUUGUUUAAUCUAAACGGACAAAAAUACUUCACACAGAAUUUUGUUUAAAUUUUAUAUAUAUUUUUUUUUUUACUUUUAUUUACAUUUAUAUUUCUCGUUGUUUUAAAAUCACUUUUAAAAAACAUUAAUUCAAUAUUGAAACUGUACGUUUGUGAAACAUUCCGAGAGAAUGUACAUGGACAUCUGCAUGGAAAUAAUUUUUAGAACGACUGAGAUCCUUUAUAUAAAAAAUAUAUUUUUUCAAACUGUUAGCGGAAUGUAGCAGAGCCGAUCGCAAUUUCUCUCGUGGCGAAUUAUAAAUACUCUCUCGUAUCAAAUUUUACGCCGCACAUCGGCCCGCGUGGGUCGCAGCUGCGGGUGACCCGCAGGACCACCCUAUCAUCUCAUCUCGCCGAACGUCGCGUUCUUCCGCCGACGCUCUCGGUGCCUUCGUCCGGUGCUGUCGGUGGCGGCGCCGCGUCAUCCCUCUCCGCGCAAGCUCCACACCUCUCGGGGGCUAUUGAUCCACACGCGUUUCGGCCGACGGUCGGACGACGGUAGAGUGCCGCGAACAACGACGGGGGCUGCACGCUGCCCGUAAAUAUUCGUUCGGUGCGCCGUGACGGAUAAGACUUACGCGGACAAAAAGCAUCCCAUUUUGCAGCGCUCAGGCAGCAACGUGACCGAGGAUGGUCGGUGGAGUGAAGGAGGGUGGACCUCUUAUUCGACAUGUCGAACCCGUCUCGACGGCGGCGUUAGUGACGCUGUGCAUUGGCGCCGCUUUCCUACUAUGCGCCGUCGCGAUGACCUGGUGGCUCUGCCGACGACGUCGCGAGCACACCAAGCUGAAUUCCGACAAGUCCCUGGCGUUCAGGCCGCCGCACCGGAAACCGACGGCGGUUAAGAGUCCCGGCAGCACGAGCCACUAUCUGAAGAAGAGCCCGUCGCCAACAGGACCGGCCAAGAGCCCGCCUGGUUCGGGCGGACAAACCCCGAGCCCGACCGGGUCGCAGUCCUCGAAUCCCGCGUCUCAGCCCAGAACGCCGCAGAGCGCAGGCACACCGGUACAGACGCCGCCCGUUGAAGUUGCUAUAAGUAUAGAAAACGAGCGCGACAAGGCCGAGUUGGAAAAUAACGAGAAAGUUGAGCGCGAUAAGAGUCAAACAACUGAGAACGACAAGGACAAUCUUGGCCAGCUGGUCUUCAAACUGCGGUACCGAAGCGAGCAGAACGCGCUCGCUGUCACAGUGGUGAAAUGCAAGGGACUACCCGCUCGAGGUCAGCAGAACGCUACCAGCGAUCCUUACGUGAAACUGCAAUUGCUGCCCGACAAGCAGCAUCACGUGAAAACUAGAGUUCUCAGGAACACCAGGGACCCGGUAUACGAUGAGGAUUUCACGUUCUUCGGCAUAUCGCAGAGUCAACUUCAGAAAAUUAGCUUACACUUCAUCGUGCUGAGUUUCGACAGAUACUCGCGCGACGACAUCAUCGGAGAACUGACGUGCGCUUUAUCAUCAGUGCCCGGUUUAGAAGAUGCGGAUAAUCAGGAGAUAUCGCUAUGUCGAAAAAUAUGCCCCAGGAGUUUGAAGAUACAAUCGCAAGGGAGAGGGGAAUUGCUGGUCUCUCUUUGCUGGCAACCAGUCACCAGUCGGCUAACGGUGGUGGUGUUAAAAGCGCGAAAUCUACCCAAGAUGGAUGUGACUGGGCUCGCCGAUCCAUAUGUGAAGAUCUAUCUUCUGUACAACCAGCAACGUAUCGCCAAGAAGAAGACGCACGUGAAGAAACGUACGCUCAGUCCGGUGUUCAAUGAAUCGUUCGUUUUCGACAUACCGAACGGCGCGGACGGGCUCAACAACGUCAGCCUCGAGUUCAUGCUGCUGGACUGGGACCGAGUUACAAAGAACGAGGUGAUUGGCCGGCUAGACUUCGGUGGACCAAAAUGCCAAGGCUCCGCUGUGAAUCAUUGGAAGGAAGUGUGCAGUUCACCGCGACGACAGAUAGCCGAUUGGCACAAACUGCGGGAGUAAACCGGUCUCCGGCUCUACGUAUCAAUCCGAGUUCCCAUCUCCGAUUUCCCUAGAGCCCCAUAUUCUUUUCUGCUGUGAAGCCACCGAUCCGACUCUUGAAACCCUACAACGAGGUAGGGCAUCUGUUUUGUAAACCUAAUACUCGAUGUAUAUUAGGCUUGAAACGAGUGGCUCGUCCACCCGUGAUCGCUGUCAUCGCGGCAGACACCUUUAAAUCUGUAAGUUCCUUACGAGUCGAACGAUAAUCUUUAAAUGGGGAGAACUUUUUAACUCGAUUAUUCCAUUGGGACUCACCCGACCAAUUUUUAUUUAUAAAAUGUGAUAAUCUCGUAAAUACUCGUGAUAUUUUGGAAUUUUUUUCACUUUUAAUUUCUUAUUUCUAAACAAGUAUUUACGUGAUAUAAUACAAAGGAAAUAUUAUAUUCAAUUAAAACGUAUGAAAGAGCGCACGAUUUGAGCUCGAACGUAUGUAAAAUGUGUAUAGGAAAAAGAACGGAACACAGCAGGGUUACAUGACGAUAAACGUCAGAUAUUAAAUGUUAGGAAACUCGUCAUGGUGUUUAGUAGAUAGAUUUAAAAAGAUAAAAACACGAGAUGUCUUAAUUUAUUAAAGACUAUAAUUAUAAUAUAAAGAGUUUUAAUAUUAAGAGAUAAUUUAUGUUAAAGAUGCCGUAAGUAUAAUUCAAACGAUUUUAAUUAAACCUUUUUUUUCACGUCUUUUAUUUUACUAAAGUACACAAAAUAUCUCAGACUAAUAUUAGAAUUAUUAAAAAGUUUAACGCCGUAUUAAAAAAUGAGAUGCAGCAGAGUUCUGAAGGCAGAUUAUCCGUUAUUAAAAUUUUUCUAUAUUUUCUGAUAGAAUAAAAUUUUUCUCGUCGCGAAAAUGCAAGAUCGGUCCUAAUGAAUCAUUAUGCGGAUUAUCGCGAGACGUAAUGAUACGCGAUCACGGGAUGACAGCUUGCAGAAUGCUUUAUGAUAUAAACAUAGACAUUAAGAUUCCCGACCAGUUGAUAACGAGACUACGGAAGAGAAGUGUCGGUGCGUGCGGCUUUCCAAUUGCUAAAUAUUGCAUCAGAUGGAUAAAAAUGAAGCGAUUCUCUCCUACAAUACAUUCGAUUGGAUGCAUUAACGCACGGACGCGGUUCUAAAGACGGUCGGUCUUACACAAAAUAACAAAAGUAUAUGCAUAGUAUGUAAUCGGCUCACUAAUGGAAUGCUCAGCUUCAUUAUACUAUGUGGUAGAAUUUACGCUAAAUGUUAUCAAGACUUUUAUGAAAAAUUUAUGCACUUUGAUAAAUUGUAUGUACGACGUAAUCGAGUGCGCGCCGGUGCGCGCUAAUGCAUUCGUUCGAAUUACAGACUCGCUCCAUUUUGUUUACAUGAUUCGUUAUAUUUGCAGCUGCGCGGGGCCGCGCAUUGCACACGUUGAAGGCGUAUACAUUUUACGCGCGGUGGCGUAACUCUGUAAAUCCUCGGCUCUUGAGGGAAUUGAUAAAGGUGGCCUCUCCCUCUUCUGCUCCACUCGCAAAACUAGAAGAAAAAUGAAACUAACGAUCUGUACAUUUUGACUUGUAUAGACAUUUAUGUGAUUAGCAAGGGAAGGAUAUUUUUACGUUACACCAAAAUUUUGUCCCUUCACGUCACUUUGGGUCGCUGACGCCCCCCCGUGAGGCCCGUAAGCAUCGCUUACCCGCGCUUGAUAGUAGUUACGCCACUAGUUUUGCGACACAAUACUGAAAGUGUGUGCGGCAAGCUCGUCGGGUCGCAUCUCGAUAACAAGUCGGUGAGGUGCAUUUACUAUCUCGAGGAGAUUGGCGAAAGAAUACAAGACUCGUAUCUUCACCGAAACCUAUCUAGCGCUAAAUACGACUAUCUGAUUCUAAGUUAUCAUUUACAUGUGUAAUAUAUUGUCGUAGUAAGACUUGGAAAGACACUCUGAGUUCCCGUUGUUCCAAUCGUCUUUCUACUCUCACAACAAAGCGAAAUAAAUGGAGAAGUUCACAUCGUCUGCAACAGGCUGUCGCAAGGAUGUAGAAAAAUGCGGAAUCUGAACGAAAUUGCGAUACAUUGGCGAUUACACCGGAAGAAGGCUCGAAUUUGAAUUAUUUCGUUCGCGAUUGUCAUUCUAUUUUUACAAUGAAACGAUAAAUGAAAGAAUGCACUGUUGCUUUUAAGAGUAGCUGGACUACGAAUACAGUCUCGGCUCGCGAUUGUACAUAUGUAUAACUGAUGAACCGCGAGAAGAGUGGCGAACCUGCUUUACGCGAUUACCAAGAAAUUUUCGUUUCGACGCGGAUAAAAAACUUGCGAAACUUUUUUAGAUAAAUUUCGCGGGAACAAUCUUACAAUUUUAACGCAUUCCAAAAUUUUUAUCGAAAAAAAAAUCUCGCGAUCUUUUUGUCUCCGAGUGUAUGCGCUAGUUUGUUUUAAAAACAAUGAGAUUGAUUUUCAAACGCAAUGUGACAUCAAAAUAAUUAUUUUAUCUGAAUCUUAGAAUGUUGCAAGCACGACGAGGGUGCGUUCGUUUCGAUUUAUUCAGUGUACGUCAAGUCACAAAAUCGAAUCAUAUUUAUUUUUAUUCCGAUAGCAUUCUAAAAUUAAAAAAAACCGCAGACUGCGGUUUUAAUAUCUAAUGUUGACGCAUGGCGUUUAAAAAUUUGUCUUAUCAUUUUUAUGACUGACUUGCGCGUCAGAAGUAGGAUGGUUUUAGGAGAGUACGCAUUUUUGUUCUUAUCUCGAAAUUUGGUGAUUACAAAUUAAACAACGUUAAAAACAAUUUUUCGUUCUUACCACCGCAAGAUUUAAUAUGUGUUAUUUAAUUCUUUUUGCUAGUGCUAUAUUAUGGAUAAGAUCGAUUAACGUCCAAAUCGACGCUCGCAGAUCGCAAGAUAGCGUGAUUAUUCAUUUUGAACGUAAAAGUCAAUAGAAAGCAACGCAUAAUUAACGAAUGCAUAAUUAAUAAAUUGCGUGUCAAAAUUCACGUCGCGGAAUUUGUUCAAGUUAGAAGGACAAAGAUUUUUUAUCUGAUUGCUUGUAAAUAUGCGCGUAAUGGUCUGUUAUAAAUUUUUAAAACGCAAUUAAUCUCAACAUUAAAUUCCAUUAUUUAGGACAGCAAAAUUAUAUUUUUUUUAUAUCGCUGAAUAUAACAUUUUGUUCUUUAAUCUCAAUUUUCUAUGUAAAUAUGUACGUUUCAAUUAUACAAUCACACAAAUUUCAAAAUAAACGUAUUAAAGGAAAUUCCAGAAUAUUUUUAUACAAUCAGAUAGAAUAUUCCUGUCUUCCUAAUUGAACAAAUUUCACUUCAUCGUCCUUCUUUCAUAGCGGCUCGCUACUAGCGAGGACGAGAAGACCGCGAUGCAUGCGAGAAUAUCGAGCUACAAUUCUCGCGAAGAGGGUACGCGAGGAAAAGCGAGUGGUGGCGAGAAACGUAUCCAGACACUGCGAUCGAAAGUAUGACAGAAAAGUCGCAAUAUAUCACACGAAGACUCAAGAGAUACACCGAACAAUAAGUUUUACGUACGUUUUAAGAUAGCAAACACGACACAUCGUCGUCUUACACGGCGGUUCACUGAGAAACAAACGGCAUUACACGAUCGAGAAUUUCAAGAUAUUUAUUUAAUUGCUAAUCAUAAAAAUACAACUACCUAUAUAAAUAUAUAUAUAUAAGAAACAAGUAUAAUAAGUAGAGUACGCGUAGCGAUACACAACGUACAUCACGUCUGUCGUUCUCUUAGAUCGUGAAAACUAUACGAAUGACCUCUUGUGCGAAACUGUUCUGCGAGCAUGAGAAAAUCUCGAUGACUUUCCAGAUUAAUCUUCUGAGAUCGAAGAUGCGAGAUUGAAGAAAUUGCUUGAGACCGACAGACACGCUGUAACAUAAUGAUCAUCGGUACGAAAUGCUCGAAAAUCAUCGUUCUUGUUAAUUCGCCAUUCAAUUCUUUCGAUUCCUUUAUUCGUGCAUCCUUUUUCGUUGUUACAUGAUAAGUAAAUAAUAUAUUGUACGUUAUAAUAAAGAUAUUCUAAUUUUCUAAAGAUUGUAAACAAUGUAUGGUUCUGGACGAAUCACAGGGACAAAAUCUUCACCUUGCUAGUGUGACAAAUCAGCUUGUCGCGACAAUUAUGGUUAAAUAAAAAUUAAUUUCACCAAACAUGCAGUUUAAUUUAAUGACUAUAACGAUAAGUGACGACGAGGCUAAAUUCAAUUUAUAGCGCAUUCAUAUGAAAUUAUUAUUUAGUGAAUUACACACACGAUAUAUGUAUAUAUGUAUAAUGUAACGCUAAAAUUCACAUGUUACGUUGAAUUAAUAAAGUAUCGGUGCUUUUUAAGCAUUCGUAAGUAUUAUAUUAUAGACUAAAGAAUGCGGCGAGGGAAUACUGUGCGUGAGCAGGUUUUAAGGCUGUGUGGUCAAUAAAACGCUAAAAUAAA